UGAUGUAGGUCCCCCUGGAUAAAAGUAUGAACUAAAUACUGCAAUUUAUGUGAUUUGACUUUGGCAGUCCACGGUUGGCUGCAUUGUUCAGACACUGCAAUUGCUUAUGAUGCAAUCAUCUUUUUGAAUUGUUUUUUAAGUUAUUUUUUUGCAUAGUUCUAACAUUUCCUUUCAACUUUUUUGUUAUUCCCAUAUAUUUCAGUUUUCUAAGAUGAGUGUUUCUUUGUACUGUGCCUAAGUCGAGACGGUCUUAACCUGAGACAUUCUUAGCGACAAAAACCAUUGCAGACUGUUAACCUACAUUUCAAGCAGGUUUCACAACUGCUGAGCUCAGGAAACUUCUGCUUCUCUUUAAUAGAAACAAAGAAGAAAAAAAAGAACAAGGCAGUAAAAGAACGCAUUGAGGUCUCAUCACUUCUUAAUUUGCCCCUGUAAAGCUCUGAUGAUGCUGUUACACAUCACUGCUCGCUCAAGCCUCACGCUCACGAUCAGUAAGGUGCACGGGAUCAUGGAACUGAUUUUGUUUGGGUUGACUGUAGCCCUGCAUCUAAAAGACACACACACUCAAGGGAUUCAAAUGAAAACUUUUGGAACGGGAAAUAAUGUAUCUCUCCUGUGCUCAAAUAGAAGAUGGAAUGAAUUAAUCUUGGUGAGGUGGGAGGUUAAGAGAAGAGAUGGAAGUGACUGUUUUGUGGCUUUGGAAUUUAAAAAUAUUACAAGAGACAGCACCUGUGAUUCCAGAAUAACAAUACAACAAAGGGGAGAUGGAGUGGUUUUACAAAUAUCCCCCUUCAACUCAUCUGAUGAGGGCAAUUACACUUGUGAGACUGUCUCCUUGCAUGGACCUGAGGCUGCACAUUUUAAUGUGAAAGCUGAGUCUAAUGUGAACACGUCCGAGGCUAAGCACCACCGGCCUUCGCCAGCUGGGACUGUAAUAUGGAGCGUGUGCGGCUCUGUAGCCCUCCUCACUUUGAUUGUGCUUUCCUCUGUGAUCAUCAGGAGAAAACUACAGAGGAAAGGGAGGAAGAAACCAGGCACAACUGAAAGAGUAAUGUUUUCCACUGAAGAGGUACAGAAACAAAAGCUUACAGUGAUUACCAAUGGUUUUGAAUUUUGAACAAAUUACUUCUAUACAAGCAUGUUGUACUCACUAUUAGUGUACAAAUUUGAAACUCAUGGUUACUGUACAUAGACAAAAAUAUUAAUACAGCAUUGUCUGUUUUUAAUAUUUUCAGACACAUGUGAUUUAUAGCAGCUAAAGACGUCCGACCUCAGAAAGGAACAUUCAUUUGCAGAAAGAAGAAUGGAUGUCAUGUCCCAGGAAUCUGUGUAAUUUUCCCACAUUCCCACAACAUGGCGUGUCGGGGGUUCUUUGGCAGGUUGGCAAUGAGGGUUUUCUUUUUUUUACUUUUCAUUUUUAAUGGUUAUUUUUUUUUUCUAAUGGUUAUGCUAUGCUCAUUAAUAUUGUUGUGGCAUUUAAAGUAAAAAUGCCUGAGGUUAACCUACUGGUGUAAAAUUUUAAUUCCAACAAUAAAAGUCUCUCUUGCUUUCUCUCUCUC
Messenger RNA from Anguilla anguilla (European eel), 1559 nucleotides. Its product is annotated as cell surface glycoprotein CD200 receptor 1-like. Gene Ontology annotation, molecular function: signaling receptor activity. The record is from RefSeq and is a predicted model, not a curated record. NCBI's taxonomy places the organism in Eukaryota, Metazoa, Chordata, Actinopteri, Anguilliformes, Anguillidae. Gene Ontology annotation, biological process: regulation of neuroinflammatory response. The transcript is spliced from 5 exons. Bases 443 to 1117 code for a protein of 224 amino acids.